AUGGACAGGAGUGGCUUUGGAGAGAUGUCAUCUCCUGUGAUCCGGGAGGCAGAGGUGACUCGGACUGCGCGCAAGCAGAGUGCCCAAAAAAGAGCUUUGAUUCGGGCAUCCCAAGAUGAAAUUUUUCCUAAUACCACUCCAAGAAACCAGGUUAUGCCCCGAACUCCCAGCUCAUUUCGACAACCUUUUACUCCACCAAGCCGGAGCCUACUGAGGCAGCCAGAUGUAUCCUGCAUUCUUGGAACUGGAGGGAAGUCUCCCCGGCUUACACAGUCUUCAGGGUUCUUGGGAAAUCUGUCUAUGGUGACUAACCUGGAUGACAGUAACUGGGCCACUGCUUUCUCAUCACAGCGUGCUGGGCUGUUCACAAACGCAGAGCCCCACAGUGUAACAGAGGAUGUGACCCUCAGUGCUGUUAUGUUACAUGAGGAUGAUCCUGGAGAAGCUGCAUCCAUGAGUAUGUUUUCUGAUUUCCUGCAGUCUUUUUUGAAGCACUCUUCAACUACUGUUUUUGACCUUGUAGAAGAGUAUGAGAACAUCUGUAGUAGUCAGGUAAAUAUACUGAAUAAAAUAGUGAGCCGAGCAACACCUGGACUUCAGAAGUUUUCAAAAACAGCCAGCAUGCUCUGGCUUCUUCAACAGGAGAUGGUCACAUGGAGGCUGCUGGCUUCUUUGUAUAGAGACCGAAUACAGUCUGCAUUAGAAGAUGAAAGUAUGUUUGCAAUUACUGCUCUUAAUGCCAGUGAAAAAGCAGUUGUGGAAGCAUUGUUUCAGAGAGAUUCACUUGUCCGACAAAGUCAGCUGGUGGUAGAUUGGUUAGAAAGCAUUGCCAAAGAUGAAAUUGGAGAUUUUUCCGAUAAUAUUGAAUUUUAUGCAAAAUCGGUGUAUUGGGAAAAUACUCUGCAUACCUUGAAACAGCGGCAACUAUCUUCUUAUAUAGGAAGUGUCCGUCCUCUUGUUACUGAAUUGGACCCUGAUGCUCCUAUAAGACAGAAGAUGCCACUUGAUGAUCUGGAUAGAGAAGAUGAAGUCAGAUUACUCAAAUAUCUUUUCACUCUGAUUCGUGCUGGGAUGACAGAAGAGGCACAGCGACUCUGCAAACGCUGUGGGCAGGCGUGGAGAGCUGCAACACUUGAAGGCUGGAAACUCUAUCAUGACCCCAAUGUUAAUGGAGGAACAGAAUUAGAACCUGUUGAAGGGAAUCCAUAUAGAUGCAUUUGGAAAAUAAGUUGUUGGAGAAUGGCAGAAGAUGAGCUCUUUAAUAGACAUGAGAGAGCAAUGUACGCAGCUCUAAGUGGGAAUCUCAAGCAGCUGCUUCCUGUCUGUGAUACUUGGGAGGACACAGUGUGGGCCUACUUUAGGGUGAUGGUGGACAGUCUGGUUGAACAGGAGAUCAGGACAUCAGUAAUGACUCUGGAUGAAACUGAAGAACUCCCUAGAGAGUAUUUGGAAGCAAAUUGGACCUUAGAAAAGGUUUUUGAAGAACUUCAAGCUACUGAUAAAAAGAGAGUUCUAGAAGAGAAUCAAGAACAUUAUCAUGUAGUUCAAAAAUUCCUUAUCCUGGGAGACAUUGAUGGUUUGAUGGAUGAAUUUAGCAAAUGGCUUUCUAAAAGCAGGAACAGUCUACCUGGACACCUCCUCCGCUUCAUGACUCACCUCAUUUUGUUUUUCCGCACUCUGGGACUACAGACCAAAGAAGAAAUUUCCAUUGACGUUUUAAAGACAUAUAUACAGCUUUUAAUAAAUGAGAAACAUACAAAUCUCAUAGCAUUUUAUACCUGUCAUUUGCCUCAAGACCUUGCUGUUGCCCAGUAUGCAUUAUUUUUGGAAGGUGUUACAGAGUUUGAACAGCGCCACCAUUGCCUGGAGCUGGCCAAAGAGGCAGAUUUGGAUAUUGCAGCUAUAACAAAAACUGUAGUUGAGAAUAUUCGAAAGAAAGAUGAUGGUGAAUUCAGUCAUCAUGACCUGUCCCCAGCGCUGGAUAUGGGUACUACUGAGGAAGACCGAUUAAAAAUUGAUGUAAUUGACUGGUUGGUGUUCGACCCAGCACAGAGAGCAGAAGCACUAAAGCAAGGCAAUGCGAUAAUGAGGAAAUUCUUGGCCUCAAAAAAGCACGAAGCUGCAAAAGAAGUAUUUGUGAAAAUUCCUCAGGAUUCAAUAGCAGAAAUCUAUAACCAGUGGGAGGAGCAAGGAAUGGACAGCCCACUUCCUGCUGAAGAUGAUAAUGCUAUCCGAGAACAUUUGUGCAUCAGAGCUUACUUGGAAGCCCAUGAAACCUUUAAUGAGUGGUUUAAGCAUAUGAAUUCAGCUCCACAAAAACCUACCUUGACAACUCAAGCAACUUUUACUGAGAAAGUGGCCCAUGAACACAAAGAAAAGAAAUAUGAAAUGGAUUAUGGUAUUUGGAAAGGGCAUUUGGAUGCCCUAACUGCUGAUGUGAAGGAAAAAAUGUACAAUGUCUUGUUGUUUGUUGAUGGAGGGUGGAUGGUGGAUGUUAGAGAGGAUGCUGAGGAAGACCAUGAAAGAACACAUCAAAUGGUUCUACUGAGAAAGCUUUGUCUGCCGAUGUUGUGUUUUCUGCUUCACACCAUAUUGCAUAGUACUGGUCAGUAUCAGGAAUGCCUGCAGUUAGCAGAUAUGGUGUCCUCUGAGCGCCACAAACUGUAUCUGGUCUUUUCCAAGGAAGAAUUAAGGAAAUUGCUACAGAAGUUAAGGGAAUCCUCUCUGAUGCUCCUCGACCAGGGCCUUGAUCCAUUAGGGUACGAAAUUCAGUCAUAA
This is a messenger RNA of Rangifer tarandus platyrhynchus (Svalbard reindeer), 2778 nucleotides long. NCBI's taxonomy places the organism in Eukaryota, Metazoa, Chordata, Mammalia, Artiodactyla, Cervidae. The record is from the annotation of a GenBank genome assembly.